This is a messenger RNA of Athalia rosae (coleseed sawfly), 1963 nucleotides long. RefSeq names its product leucine-rich repeat-containing protein 15-like. Lineage: Eukaryota; Metazoa; Arthropoda; Insecta; Hymenoptera; Athaliidae. Gene Ontology annotation, cellular component: plasma membrane. The record is from RefSeq and is a predicted model, not a curated record. Bases 1 to 1818 code for a protein of 605 amino acids. Gene Ontology annotation, molecular function: protein binding. The transcript is spliced from 8 exons.
AUGAAUUUGCGGGAUCGGCGCGUAUCUGUCGGUCGAUUGAGUCGGGUGUUGAACAAACACUACAAGGACUCUUGUCAGUUAGUAGCAAUUGUUGUUGACCCUUCAAUUAACGUAAUUACCAUCGUUAUUAAUAAAUGGAUAAUGAGGAUGCUGCCAGACUUCAGUACGCCCCGAACGACCCACGCAACACGUUCCCUUCGACGGUUAUACCUUCUUAAGCGUAUCGGCCAAGUCAUGAAUCUCAAGCUGCUGUUCUUCCUCGAGGUUACAUUGAGGAUAUCCCUCAGUUCCGGGGGUCGAAUUUGCCCGGAUGCUGCGACCGAGUGCGCUGAAAUUAGUCUCGACGAAACGACGACGCCAACGACAAACCUCGAAGAAUUGGAGAGCAAAAUAUCGCGGAUCGAACGAAGAUUAAGAGCCGUAGAGCAGCCGGUUUGGCAAAUCAGCGGAAGACCAGAUGACUGGGAAGUCUGUGCCGAGGGCCCGUGCAGAUGCAGACCGGAAACAAGGUCCAUAUCCUGUUGGGGAAGGAACUUCUUGGACGUUCCACCGACGCAGCUCGUCCCUAACGAUCUCCUCAAGUUGGACCUUGGAAGCAAUCAGCUCACUGCCUUGCACAGGGACACUUUUUUGGAUCUCACGCAGCUCCUUCAUUUGGAUCUCAGCGACAACCAGAUCGAACACCUGCCGCUCAAUCUUUUUUUCUCCCUCCACGCGGUGACCCAUCUAAGACUCAGCAGAAACCUUCUGCGAGAGCUGCACCAAAAUCAGUUACUUCGAAUGCGACGAUUGCAUAUCUUAGAUUUUUCUUCCAAUAAAUUGAGUACCUUACCAGCAGCGCUGUUUCUCACCACAACAACCCUCGCGAUUUUGGACCUUUCUUCAAAUCGAAUAUCAACGUUGCCUUCGGGCGUUUUUAACGGUCUCAGGGAACUCGAAGAGUUACUCCUGAUCAAUAAUUUGCUCUCAACACUUCCGGGUUCAAUUUUACACGAUUUGAGUAACUUGGUAUCCCUGAGACUAGAAGAGAACAAACUUCAAGAUCUACCCACUGAAUUUUUCACCGCGCAACUUCAUCUCACCGAGUUAAAUCUGAGGGGUAAUCAGUUCACGAGGAUCAAGAACGGACUCUUCGAACCUCUGGCCAAUCUUCUAGUUCUCGAACUAUCUGCCAAUAGAAUAGCACAUAUCGAUCUGAAAGCUUUCGAGGGGUUGAUCUCUCUGAAGGAGCUCCAACUGGGCCACAAUUCACUGAAGAGCAUUACACCUGGACUCUUUCUUCCGGUCAGAUCUUUGGAACGUCUGGUUCUAUAUGCGAAUAGUUUGAUUUCACUAGACGCUGGCGCUUUCAAAGGUCUAUCAAACUUGACGAUCCUACUUCUUCACGCGAAUCACCUGAAAAACGUGCACUCGGAUCUUCUCAAGGACACGCCGAGUCUCCGUAAACUGCAACUGGAGGCGAACCACCUGUCGUAUCUGCCGUCGCGAUUUCUCGACGUAAUUCCGAACAUCCGGCAAUUACGGCUGGAGCGAAAUCCAUGGCAUUGCGACUGCGGUGCUGCUUAUCUCGCCGGAUGGUUGAGGAAGAGGUACCUGGCUACUCCCAGGGGAUAUUCCGUUUCUAGCAACAAAUCCAGUUUUUGGGAUUACGGAGCUGGUGCCGUAUGUCGUGGUCCAGGUGCUCUCGGUGGGAGACUUCUGGUUCAAUUGUCCUUUCACGAGCUCUGCGAAGGUCAGUGGGCUUCCAUGCGAGGGUUAGUGCCUCGAUUACCGGUUGAACCACCCACGACCACUUUGCCGUCCACCAUUCAACAUUGAUCUCAAAAAAAUUAUAGCGAUUAAGUUUGACAAUAGCUGCAGCUAGAGAAUAAUCAUUACAUUAAUUUAAUACCUGAAUCAUUUUUUCAAAUAAAAUAUGAAAAAUUAUCGACUUUCUACUUUAUCGCAAUAGAUUGCGUAUAAU